Molecule: messenger RNA, 498 nt
Organism: Racocetra persica
Lineage: Eukaryota; Fungi; Glomeromycota; Glomeromycetes; Diversisporales; Gigasporaceae
Source: the annotation of a GenBank genome assembly
AUGGAUCAAGCAACAGAAAUACAGAAAGAAUUCAUAACUCUGGAUGGUAGUUUACUCGAGGGCGGAGGACAAGGUCUUAAACCGCAACACUUAUCUGGCCUUCAGCUUAUACGUGACAUUUUCAACGCAGAUUUACAAGGCGACAAAAUUGGUUCUCAAGAAAUUUUGUUUCAUCCGCAUGAUGCGGAUCAGAGUAAAACUUUUAUAUGUGACAUUAAGACAGCGGGGAGCAUCUCAUUAUUGAUUCAAAUCGCGUUACCACCGUUAAUUUUUUCUGCGUCUCCGCGAAAAUCAAAGUUGUCUUUACCGCCUAGAGCACAGAAGGCCAUUCUUAAAGGUGGUACCAAUGUUGAUUUGGCACCACCAAUUGAUUUCUUAAUUGAGGUGUUUAGACCAAUUGUUCAACGUGAAUUUGGUUUCAAUUUUAGCAUUAAUGUUAUAGGCCGUGGAUAUUAUCCUCAAGGCGGUGGUGAAGUCAUUUUAAAUGUGGACCCUUUA